ACAAGUGUGUAUGUCAGUGAUGCCAACCGGCAAAUAUUGAGAGUGUUUCGCCUCUUUAUUCACCCGAUAAGUAAUUGUGCUUUCAAUUUGUGUGGUGUCAUUUGUGUAUUAAUCAACAUAGUGUUAAAAAUUUUUUUUUGUUCGCUUUCUUCUAUCAAUAGUAAAAAAAGAGUCAUCGCAGUGACGUUAGUUACAACAAAGACAUAAUCUGGAAUUUUAGAUAUUUAGAGCAUUUGCAAUUUUUAUAAUUCACGGUGUAAAUUUGUGAUUGGAAUUGGUUGUACACGGUAAAUUUGGGUAGGAAAAAAGAAAAAAAGAUGUUUCGAAGUUCGAGUUUAGAUAAAACAUUGGAUGUUGCAUGUUCGCAUUUACGUUUAGAGCCAGACUGGCCAUCGAUUCUACUAAUUUGUGACUUGAUUCGACAAAAUGACUCAACGCCAAAAAAUGCAGUUCAAUCGAUAAAAAAGAAGUUGCUGUCACCAAAUCCACAUACCGCCUAUUACGCGUUACUAGUACUUGAAAGUGUUGUGAAAAAUUGCGGUUCGCCCAUUCAUGACGAAAUCGCGACCAGAGAAAAUUGUGAAAUAUUUACGCAACUCAUCGAAAGUACACCGCAUGAAAAUGUCAAAACGAAAAUGCUGGAAUUGAUCCAGGCAUGGGCCUAUGCAUUCCGUACCUCUGACAAAUAUCAAGCGGUCAAAGACACAAUGACAAUUUUAAAAACGAAAGGUCACCAAUUUCCCGAACUCAAAGAAGCCGACGCAAUGUUCACCUCGGACACAGCCCCAAUAUGGCACGAUGGAAAAGUGUGCCAUCGAUGUCGUGUGGAAUUUUCUUUUACGCAACGAAAACAUCACUGUAGAAACUGUGGCCAAGUCUUUUGUGCACAAUGCUCGGCCAAAAGUUGUACUUUACCCAAAUUUGGCAUCGAAAAAGAGGUUCGUGUGUGCGACGGUUGCUAUGCAGCACUCCAAAAACCAAGCUCAGGUACUGUGAAACGUAGCGAAGGUCCAAACGAUUUACCAGCCGAAUAUUUGAAUAGCUCAUUGGCACAACAAGCGCAAACUCCAGCCCGUAAAACCGAACAAGAAUUGAAGGAAGAGGAGGAAUUGCAAUUAGCAAUAGCGCUCAGUCAAUCGGAAGCUGAAAUUAAGAACAAAAAGGCGACGUCAUACCGUGCGCCAACUCGUAAGACGAGCAGCCCUGAAGCAGCGAACAAUGUAUCGCCAGUGGCACCGUUUUUAGAGCGUGAUGCAAGUCCCGUGUCGACGGCCGCCGCUUUCGAUGACCGAACAACCGAUCCCGAAUUGGCCAAAUACUUGAAUCGUGAUUAUUGGGAGCAACGUGGAAAUAGCGCACCAAAUGGUCACAACCAAUCGAAUGACAUGCCGGCCAAUCCAACGGCACCAACACCAUCGGCAACACCACAACCAAAUACGUUUCUUACCAAUCCUAUUUUAAAUGCAAAUAACACCAACGAAGAUGCAGAAAUCGACAAUUUUGCGUCCAAUUUGAAAACGCAAGUGGAAAUCUUUGUGAAUCGCAUGAAAUCGAAUUCGAGCCGUGGCCGUAGCAUUUCGAACGAUAGUUCGGUGCAGAAUCUAUUUUUGAAUUUGACCGCAAUGCAUUCACAUUUGUUGGAUUACAUCAAGAAAUCCGAUGAUAAACGGAUGUGGUUUGAACAGUUACAGGAUAAGCUAACGCAAAUCAAAGAUUCUCGGGCUGCAUUGGACGUAUUGCGGCAGGAGCAUCAAGAGAAAUUGCGCCAACAAGCCGAAGAGCAAGAGCGACAACGUCAAAUGCAAAUGGCAUACAAAUUGGAGUUGAUGCGAAAGAAAAAGCAGGAAUAUUUGCAGUAUCAACGUCAAUUGGCAUUGCAGCGCAUUCAAGAGCAAGAGCGUGAAAUGAAAAUGCAUCAAGAUCAACAAAAGGUGAUGUAUAGCAUGGGUGUACAAUCGCCGUAUUCAUCACCAUAUAUGCAACCGCCGGGCACAUCUCAACAACCAAGAGUGUUGCCCAAUGAAUCGUCACCAGCUCACAUGAUGCCACACACCAUGAACAACUAUGGACCUGGUCCAACUGGACCAAUGCCACCGGGCAACUAUGUACCACAUCCAAAUCCACAAAUGGAACGAUAUAAUCCUAUUCCGCCGCAACAACCGCAACAGCUACCACAACAUCAGCAGCAACUACCGCCGCAGCCGCAGCCGCAGCCGCAGCAACCAAUGUACUCAACCGUUGGUGGUCAACCAACAUCGAUUGUAGCUGGAAUGCAUACCGUGCCACAGCCAUACCCAAAUGCAGUCGCUAUUCCGAAUGCAAUGCCAAAUAUGGCACCACCAAAUAUGGGCGUUCCAAAUCAAGCAUUCCCACUAUCACAAAUGCCUCCGGUACACACGCAACACAUGCAACCCGAACAACCGGUUCAAUAUGCACCACAACACCAACCAUUACCGCCACCAACACAACAGCCACCUCAACCUCAGCCACAACCUCAAUUACCACAACCAGAGCAACAGCAUCAUCAAAUUGCACCCGUUGCUAAUGUGCCUGCUCCGGUACCAGUCGUAGAAGAGAAGGAGCCCGUUCAAGAGAACAAACCGGCUGUUCCCGAAGCCGAAUUGAUUAGCUUCGAUUGAACUAACCAAAUGAUAUAGUAAUUAAAAAAAAAAAAACAGAACAAAAAAACACAUUAAGAGAAAUGAUAACAUGUUUAUAAUUCAGCAACGCGCUGACCCCCCACAGUCCCCUGCCAAGAAAAAAAAACCCAUUGAUGCAAUGAAACGGUUAAAGUUUAUAUGAAAACCCUAUGAUGAAAUUAUAUUUGUUUAACGUUUCUUUAUUCUAUUCUUUUCCAUUUCCUUUUUUUCAGUUUUAGUUCAGUUCUUUUUCUAAUUAACAUUAUUUAACCAUAACAAAAUGAAAUUAUUAUAAAUAUUGUCCAAUUUAUGAAGAAACUAUUCAAUAAAGUUUUUUUCUGGCAGUUUAAAA
Messenger RNA from Sitodiplosis mosellana (orange wheat blossom midge), 2991 nucleotides. RefSeq names its product hepatocyte growth factor-regulated tyrosine kinase substrate (gene Hrs). NCBI's taxonomy places the organism in Eukaryota, Metazoa, Arthropoda, Insecta, Diptera, Cecidomyiidae. The record is from RefSeq and is a predicted model, not a curated record. Gene Ontology annotation, molecular function: metal ion binding; ubiquitin binding; phosphatidylinositol binding. The transcript is spliced from 9 exons. Bases 318 to 2639 code for a protein of 773 amino acids.